GCCAGGCGGCAGCAGCGUGACUCAAUCUUCUCGUGUAUCAUUUCGUACCUGAAAAGUUCAUUUACGAAAAAUCAUUUAUUUAUUUCGAAUUAAAAUUAAGUACUCUGGGAAAUAAUGGCUCUUCACGUUCCUAAAGCGCCCGGUUUCGUUCAGAUGUUAAAAGAAGGCGCAAGACACUUCACCGGCUUGGAGGAGGCGGUCUUUCGUAAUAUUAGUGCCUGUAAGGAGUUUGCACAUUCCGUUCGUUCAGCGUAUGGUCCCAAUGGUAUGAAUAAAAUGGUAAUUAACCAUUUGGAAAAGCAAUUUGUAACCAGUGAUGCUGCGACAAUUAUUCGAGAGCUUGAUGUGGAACAUCCAGCAGCAAAGUUAAUGAUUUUGGCUAGUGAAAUGCAAGAUGCAGAAGUUGGAGAUGGUACAAACUUUGUCAUUAUUUUGGCAGGUGCACUACUUGAAAGUUCCGAAGAGCUUUUACGAAUGGGUGUGACACCGACUGAAGUUGCGGAAGGAUAUGAAAAAGCUUUAAAGAAAAGUUUAGAAAUCUUACCAUCCCUUGUUUGUUAUAAAGUCAACAACUUUCGUAAUGUAGAAGAAGUUAUAAAAUGUAUUCGCACAUCCAUUCAAUCUAAACAGUAUGGAAAUGAAGAUUUAAUUGCAAAUAUGGUUACAAAGGCCUGCAUUUCUAUAUUACCAGAAGAAACUACGUUUAAUGUGGACAAUGUUCGCGUGUGUAAAAUACUUGGGUCUGGUUUGAAUAAAUCUGAAGUUGUGCAAGGGAUGGUCUUCAAACGUCAAGUCGAAGGAGAAGUCACCAGUGCAAAAAAUGCUAAAAUUGCGAUGUACAGCUGCGCUGUCGACAUUAUGCAAACGGAGACAAAAGGAACCGUACUUAUUAAAACGGCAGAUGAAUUAAUGAAUUUUAGUCGUGGGGAAGAAACUUUACUAGAGGCUCAAAUUAAAUCAAUUGCAGAUACUGGAGCAAAAGUAAUUGUGGCUGGUGCGAAAUUUGGUGACAUGGCUCUACACUUUAUUGGAAAGUACGGUAUGAUGGCAGUUCGACUUAAUUCAAAGUUCGAUUUACGUCGUUUAGGCAAGACAGUAAAUGCAACUGUGUUACCUCGUCUAUUACCACCUACCUCUGAAGAGCUGGGUUAUUGUGAUAGUGUAUCUGUAGAAGAAUUAGGCGAUACUCCAUUAGUGGUUUUUAAAAUAGAAGGUACAGAGUCUCGAAUAUCUACGGUCGUUGUGCGAGGUGCUACAGAUAACUAUAUGGACGACAUAGAACGAGCUAUAGAUGAUGGUGUGAAUACAUUUAAGUGUCUAACCAGAAAUGGACAAUUUGUGCCAGGUGCUGGCGCAACGGAAAUUCAGUUAGCUCUCGAACUUACCCGUUACGCAGAUACAUUGCCAGGAUUAGAACAAUAUGCUGUUAGAAAGUUUGCAUCAGCUCUUGAAAAUUUUCCCAAAACAUUGGCUGAUAACAGUGGCCAUCGCGCAAGUUCUGUUGUUGAUAAACUUCUUCAAGCCCAUCAGUCUGGCAAGAAAAACUUUGGUGUUGAUAUUGAAUCUGAAAACUCUGUUUGUGAUGCUUUGGAAAAUGGAAUACUGGAUUUAUACGUAAGCAAGAUGUGGGGAUUGAAGUAUGCUGUCGGUGCAGCGGCAACUAUACUGCGAGUUGAUCAAAUUAUAAUGGCAAAAAGAGCAGGUGGUCCAAAACCACGUCAAGGUGGCGGCGAUGAAGAUGAUUAGCUUAACUUAUAACAUGUAUUUAAUAUCUGUAUUGAUUUUCUAAUAAUUUAAUUGUAUUGUUCCAUAAUUUUGAUAACAUGUCACUUGCUUUAUUAUAAAGUACUAAAACAUA
Molecule: messenger RNA, 1858 nt
Organism: Photinus pyralis (common eastern firefly)
Lineage: Eukaryota; Metazoa; Arthropoda; Insecta; Coleoptera; Lampyridae
Gene: CCT8
Product: T-complex protein 1 subunit theta
Exons: 5
Coding region: 115-1746 (543 amino acids)
Biological process (GO): protein folding
Cellular component (GO): chaperonin-containing T-complex
Molecular function (GO): ATP-dependent protein folding chaperone; ATP binding; ATP hydrolysis activity
Source: RefSeq, a predicted model, not a curated record